Molecule: messenger RNA, 911 nt
Organism: Ascoidea rubescens DSM 1968
Lineage: Eukaryota; Fungi; Ascomycota; Saccharomycetes; Ascoideales; Ascoideaceae
Gene: TRS20
Product: TRAPP subunit TRS20
Exons: 1
Coding region: 62-487 (141 amino acids)
Biological process (GO): endoplasmic reticulum to Golgi vesicle-mediated transport
Cellular component (GO): TRAPP complex; nucleus; cytoplasm
Source: RefSeq, a predicted model, not a curated record
AAUCAAUACCAGUCUCCUGCUCUACUGUUACGCUUUAGUUGUUCUCUUUUAGCUACUCAGAAUGUCGUACUACUUUGCAAUGAUAGGCACCAGAGACAACCCGAUAUAUGAGGCCGAGCUUGGUACUUUCAAACAGGGAGGAGAUGGCACUCCCAAGUUUUCAGCAGAGAUGAAAGAAUUGAAUCCUUUUAUUAUCCACUCAUCGUUGGAUAUCGUGGAGGAUCUCCAGUGGGCCACCAACUCUUUGUAUUUGAAGAUAAUCGACAACUACUACGGGUACUAUGUCAGUGCAUAUGUCACUCCCACCAACAUCAAGUUCAUGUUGUUGCAUGAAAACAAAAACGAAGAAAACAUCAAGCAGUUUUUCAUCGAGGUCAAUGACUUGUAUCUCAAGACAUUGUUGAAUCCCUUCUACAGUGUCAAUGACCCAAUCAAAAGCACAAUGUUCGACAGCAAGAUCAAGUUACUCACGAAAAAAUACCUCUAGUCCCCAGCAUAUAUACUUUUUAAUCUACCUCUUCUUCCAGUUUUUUAACACCUUCCCUCAAGAAGCAGCGGCACACGUGAUGCGUUUGUAGUGGCGAUUUUCGCUCCACCACCUACUUCCUUCAGAAUCAUCAUCACCAUCACCAUCACCAAGAAUUGCAAUUGCUGACAACUGCUCUGAGACAAAAUACACCUUCACACUCACCACUUUCACAUAGUCUUCUUUUGCAAUGGCUGAUCGUUACUCUUUUUCAUUGACCACUUUCUCUCCAAGGUAUGUUGUUUUCCAUUGAUUUGCUUUGCUUUGCUUUGCUUCUUUUACUCAGCAUACUAAUUAUCUUCUCUGGUUUUCAAUUGACUUCAAUUGUUGUUAUAAUGUAGUGGUAAAUUAGUUCAAAUUGAAUAUGCUUUAAACGCUGUGAACC